AAAAGAAUCUUCGAGAGGUCAGGCAAUCCUCAAUCGAGGACGCUUUGAAUUCGGACACACCCACCCCUUAAAGAAUUUUCUACAUUUUACCUCCGUCGACAUUACGGCUUCCAUCUUCAAUGACUGCAGUUUUACUCUGAAGAUUUCUCUUCUGUUUACUCUAAUUUCUGGCAAGAGCUGGGAAAACAAACCAAGGAGAAACUCAAAUCGAAGGAGGAGACCCCCAGAUUUAUCGUGGAAACCAUAGGGCAUGUGAUGGCGGAAGCAAACCGUGAAGGUGUUUCCUCCUCUAGCAGCAGGCCCGGGGGAGGUGCCCACGUGGGUUGUCCAAACCGGAUCGCCACGUCUUCCCUUCGUGGCACGGUGAUGGAAAACAUCGCCACUUCUGGGGCCGGCGUGUCAACGAAAAACACGGUCGUCUCCAGAUAUGAGUUAGACUUCGAUUCCCAGAGGAAAGUCACUCCUAGUCCGGGAAGAGAACAUGUCGAGAGAGUCGUAGAAGAGUAUUCGUGUCAAGUCAAAGAUUUGCAGAGGCGACUGAGCGAAACCACCGAACUGCACGAGAAACAGAAGUACCAUUUAAGGCAAUCAAUCUUCGAAUUGCAAACGAAGCUUCAGGAAUUGCAAAUGGAGAGAGAUGCCUUAAUUGACAUCAGGAGAAAGGAGACCCAGAGUCAGGAGGAAGUCAAAGCCCAACUUCAGGUGACGGUUCACGAACUGGAAACUGCCAGCUGCCUUCAGGAAGAGAUGCUCAAAGAGAGCAGCAAUCAGUCAGAGCAGCUCAGGAAGGUGCUGCAGACCCAGGAAGACGCCCUGCGGGAAAUCCGCGACGUCCUCGUGGGCUACGAAGAGAGCACGGGCAAGAGAAUAUACGAGCACGAGCCCAUCGCCCACCUCCACAUCCGCAGCUUGGGCACGGUUAUUAGUAAAGUCCUAAGGGAAUUAGACACCGAGGUGUCAUAUCUCAAAGGGAGGAUUUUUCCAGUGGAAGAGCAACUUGAAUCGUUGAAGAACGAAUCGCAGAACAAAGUGCAACUCCUUCUUCAACAACAUCAAGAUAGAAUCGAGCAACUGGUGGAUGAGCAUAAGUUUGAGGUGGCCGAACUAACCGAAAAAGCUAACAAUGCUCGCUGCCAGGCUAAAAGCUUCCAAAGUCAGAUGGCAAUCAUUCAAGACCAAGCAAGGAACCAAAAUUCACUCUAUAUGCGUCAGCUCAGUGAACUGGAGUCUACUGUUUCCCAGUUGCGUUCUGAAUUAAGGGAAACCAAAAGGAUCUCUGAGGACAAGGUAGAAGAACUUGAGAAGCAACUGGCCCUGUCCAACUCGCAGCUGACCGAGGCUCGAACGGAGCGGGAUCAAUUCAGCCAGGAAUCCGGGAACUUGGACGAUAAAAUCCAGAUGAUGCUGGCAGAUCUGCAUAAAAAGGAUAAGGAGCUGAGCCUGGAAAAGGAACAGAAUAAGCGCCUUUGGGAUCGGGACACAGGGAACAGCAUAACCAUCGACCAUCUGCGCCGGGAACUCGAUGACAGGAACAUGGAAGUGCAACACCUGGAAUCGCUGGUGAAGAAGAUGAAGAACGAUUCCCAGGAUCAGAUGGAACGGCAGAUGGCAACCAUCCAGGAAAAGAAUGCGAACCUCGAGAAAGUGUCUUGCUUGGCCACUCAGCUGGAGUCGACCAAAGAGAUGCUCCGCAAGGCGGUGGAAGAGUUGACCGCCAAGAAAAUCACCCUGGAGGCCUCCGAGCGGACGGUGGCCGACCUGACGGCGACUUUGCAAGAGAAAGAGAGGGCCGUCGAGGGGACCAACGCCGAGGUCGUCCGGCUCCGCUCCAGGGUGGACGUGAAACUGCAGGAGCUCCAACACCUGAAGGAGGAGGGAGAGCACCUCCGGAACGUCCAGUCUGACUGCGAGGCCCUGAGGCUCCAGAUGGCCGAAAAGGACAAGGUGGUGGACAUUUUGCAGCAGCAGAUCGAGAAAAUGUCCUUACUGGUCGGCCAGCACGGCCGGACGGCCGGAGCCAUGAAGGUGGAGAAAUCUCAGCUUGAAAAAGAAGUCAACGACAGGAAACUGGAACUACAGGAACUUAAGGUCCUGAAGGAUAAAAGAGAUUCGAGAAUCCGGGAGUUAGAGGCCCAGCUGAGCAGCCUGGACCUGGAGAAGAACCAGCUGGUGAAAAGCGGCACCGAGCGGCUCCGGGCCCUAAAGGAGCUCAAACUGGAGAGGGAACAGCUGACGAUGGAGGUGAAAGCCAGUCGCAACGAGCUAGCCCGCAUCUCAGAGGACUAUGAGGUCUUAAAGAGGAAUUACCGAAACAAAAGUGAAGAGAUGGAGUGCACCACGCAAAAAUUGAAAAUGCAGCUCAAGUCCGCCCAGGCCGAACUGGAGCAAACGCGAAUCACUUUGAAGUCGAUGGAAGGAGCUGAUGGGCAAGCUCUGAAAGUCGCCAUGGGAAUGCAGAAACAAAUCACCGCUAAGAGAGGACAAAUAGAUGCCCUGGAGAGCAAGAUUCAGUUCUUGGAAGAGGCCAUGGAAAAUACAUCUAAGGAGAAGGAUUUCCUCAGAGAAGAGAAAAUGAAACUGAACUUAGAGCUGAACUCCAUUGCCACCGAAAAAAACAAGAUGGCGGGGGAGCUGGAGAUCCUCAAGUCCCAGGAGCGGCGUUUGAAGGAGAAGGUGGCAAACAUGGAGAACGCCCUGGAUAAGGCUUCGUUGCAGUUUGCAGAAUGUCAAGACAUCAUCUUGCGUCAGGAACAAGAAUCAGUGCGCUUAAAACUCCAACAUACUUUGGAUGUCAGAGAACUUCAAGGCCCAGGAUACACCUCGGGUUCUUCCACGAAGCAGCGGCUUCCACGAGCCUCAUCUCUCCCCCGCCCGGCCUCUUCUGUCUUACCCACUGCCCGUUCUUCCCUGAACUACGCAACUACGGUAGCCUCCAAGUCUUCCGUGCAGAGGGAUGAUCCGACGCGGGAUUUGAAGCAGCUGCUCCAGGAAUUACGCAGCGUGAUCAACGAGGAGCCCCCCGUGCCUCUGACCAAGAUGGACGGCGCCGACGGGGGAGCGGCUCCCGGGGGAAGCCUUCGUGGGACAGCAGCGGACACGAGCAGGGAACCCACUGCUGACUCGAGCCUGCGCUCGGAUACGUACAACAGAAGCAUUUCAGUGAGAGAAUCCAUUGAAAGCAGCCGAGCCAACCAAGUCUUCAACAGGAGCCCUACGACUUCUUAUCUUGGAGACCUCGAAGAGCCAGCGGGUAACUUCUCUUUUUCGUCCACCGGGAGCCCUUCCAGCUUGCCGGCCGGCCCCCCGUUCUCCUCGUCCCCCAAGUCCCCGCGGGGGCCCCAGCCCGGGGAGUGCUCUCCCGUGCACGCCCUGCUGACCUCCUUCCCCGAGGACGGGGCCGCCUCGUCCGCCGCCUCCGCCGCGGAGUCCCGGUCCGCCCGGCGCAGCCGCUCGCCCGACAAGGCCAAGAGUGUCUCCUUCAGCCCCUACCCUCCAGCCGUGGAGCCCAGGAGCGGAGCGGGGCAGCUGUCUGCCACCCUCCCCGCCUCCAAACCGAAUUUACCAGCUUUCCAGGACGGGGCUCCGGCUUCCCCAGCUUCCCCGCCCACGGGGGCGACCAGGCAGAGCUGCCAGAAGCUCCAUACCAGGCUGGAAGGCUUGCAGUGCAUGGUAGAACGCUUGCAGCUGAAAAACCAAGCCAUGUCAUCAAUGAUCAAAACUCAAGAGAAGAGGAUACAGAAAGUGAAAGACCAGGAGAAAAUGCUACUGAAAUAAGCCUUCGGCAACCGGAUUUUUCCCUGCGGACUCUGGCCGGCCAGCUGUGAGGUUGAAAAUAUGCAUUCUCCUAUGAGGUAUUUUUUUUUUUUCCCUAUGGGAAUUUAAUUAAAAGCAUCCUCUUAGUCUUGUAA
Ornithorhynchus anatinus (platypus) is the source of this 3908-nucleotide messenger RNA. It is a transcript of the gene CCDC158, whose product is annotated as coiled-coil domain containing 158. The transcript is spliced from 27 exons. The record is from RefSeq and is a predicted model, not a curated record. NCBI's taxonomy places the organism in Eukaryota, Metazoa, Chordata, Mammalia, Monotremata, Ornithorhynchidae. Bases 256 to 3774 code for a protein of 1172 amino acids.